UCUUCCCGUGCAGCGCACAAAUAAGAAACCGCAAAGUCCCCGAGCCGGCCAAGCAGCAGCUCCAAGCAAUCCAUCAACCGCCUUCUGGCUGCUGCAAUCCGUUCCGUACGUAGCCGGCCUCCGCUGAUCGAUCAGGCAGUCCAUGGAGGUGGUGGUGCGCCCGGUGCCCGGCGUCCGGAGCUGCUUCGCCGCGCUCCCCCUCCCCGUCAUCCAAGCCCUCGAGCGCACCGCCCCCUCCGGCUCCCUCCCCGCGGUCCUCGCCAUCGAGCUGCGCACGCCCGACGGAGCAUGCUGGCGCCUUGCUUGGGCAGGCGCCGUCUCCGCCUCCCCUAAUGCCGUCGAAGUUUCUCAACAAUUUGCUGGGUGUAUUUUGUUAGCUGACAAUACAAAAGCAGCACUUAGUGCUGUUCCUGUUCUGCCAAAAGCUAAAUUUGUUUCUGUGGAGCCAAUAAGUGAGGAUGACUGGGAAGUAUUGGAGCUUAACUCUGAGUUGGCAGAAGAGGCCAUUUUGAAACAGGUUGGUAUUGUUUAUGGUGGUAUGAAAUUCCCAUUAUGGCUGCACAACCAUAAUGUUGUGGAAUUUCUUGUUGUUUCAUCAUCACCUAGUAACUCGAUAGUUCAACUUAUUCCUGGAACUGAAGUUAUUGUCGCGCCAAAGAAAAGAAAAGAUGAAGUGAAUUCUCAUAAGUGUGAACAAGAUGUACUCAAACAGCCCCAUAAAAAGGCACUCCUCCGUGUACAGGAAGCAGGAGGGAAAUAUGUACAUCAAUUUGAAUACAACGGAAUUCAACUGGGUGUGUUUGUUACAUAUGUUGUACAAAUACACCCAGAUACUGCUGCAAAUUUGUCUCUCAGUGAUCUUCAGCUGGUCAGUAUCACUCCUAAAUUUUCACCAAAGGAGAGUACGGGAAAUGGAAAAGGAUCUGAUCAGCAGAUUAAGGGUUCAGUGCGUGGUGUAAACAGUGGUAGGCGCAUUGUUGUCCAUAUCAUAUUAUUAGAUUCUGUUGCUAAAGAGCAUAUUAUGCUUCCUCAAUCCAUCUGCUGUUACAUUGGAACAGGAGUUCAUUCAUGGGUUUAUGUGCAGAGAUUCUCGCCCAUUGUAAACAAGAACGCACAGUCAAUAACAAUUUCUCCAGUCCACUUUAAGGUGUUGGAGAGAAAUGCUGAUGAUACCUGUGUGUUGGACUCUCAAGGACAGGAUAUUUGUCGAACGGGUGAGAUGCCUUCACCUGCUUGUUCUUCCCUUGGUGAUAAAAUCAGCAUGUUGUGUGAGUUCAAUGACAUUACUGCAAUUCCAAAUAGGGUGGAAAGUUCUAAGUUGAAGCAGGAGAGAUCUUUCAUCAGAUCAUGGAUUAUUGGGCAGUUAAAGGAGAUCUCCUCGCAAAUUACCCAACUUGAACUGAAUACAGUGCUUCUGCCGCCUGAAACAUUACUUCACUUUCAAGUGAUUGAUCACAGAAGAGGCAGUCCUGUUGACCUCAUUUACCUAUUGACAAUUACUUCUGGUUUUGGUGUCAAGCACGAAAAAAUUGAACUGGUCAUGGCAACUGAAUAUGGCACUGAUAGCUUUGAACGGGCUCUUCAGAAGUUGGAGUUGAAUAGGGCCAUAUCCCUGGAUUCAACAAUGGAACGAACAAGGACGUCCUUUGACAAAAGUGUUUUUUCUUUAAGUUGGCUGGAGGUUGAAUUUUCUGAUAUCACAAAAAGAUUAAGUGUCCUUCUGUCUUCAACAUCUCUUAAAUUAUUGAGUAGAAUAAACUGCCCCUGCCCAGGAAAUGUUCUUAUCUACGGCCCUCCAGGUUCUGGGAAAACAACCUUAUGCAAAGCUGUUGCAAGACACUUCAAAGAGCAUACAGAAAUUCUGGCUCAUGUGGUUUAUGUAGCAUGCUCAAAGCUAGCUAUUGAGAACAAUAAGAACCAACUUCAGGCAAUUGCAGACUGUAUCUAUGAAGCUAUUGUCCACUUCCCUUCAAUUCUAGUAUUCGAUGAUCUGGAAAGUUUGAUUUCAUUCUCCUCAGAGAACAAAAAAUCACAAUCAUCCAAUCCUAGUGCUAUUGUGAAAUAUUUGGUAGAUGUGCUAGAUGAUUACAGAGAUAAAAGCCAUGGCAUGUGUGGACAUGGACCUGUUGCAUUUGUGGCUUCAGUUAAGUCACUUAAGUGUCUUCCUCAAGAAUUGACUUCCUCAGGGAGAUUUGAUCUUCAUGUCCAACUUCCUGGUUUAUCUGUUCCUGCACGUAUCGAGAUACUGAAGCAGACAAUCGACAAGCUUCACUUAAGAUGUUCUGAGGAAAUUGUCAGCGACAUUGCUUCAAAAUGUGAUGGAUAUGAUGCAUAUGAUUUGGAGAUUUUGGUUGAUAACGCUGUGCUUUGUGCUUCUGAUCGUUUGCUUGGGUCUUCUAGUAUAAAUCUGGUGGAAGAAGAUUUCCUGAAAGCCAUGGUGGACUUUUCUCCUAUAGCAAUGCGCGACAUUAGUAAAUUUUCUCCUGAAAAUAUCAGUGGAUGGGAAGAUGUUGGAGGACUUUCUGAAGUUGUAAAUUUUAUAAAAGAGACUAUUGAGUUGCCACUAAAAUAUCCGAAGUUUUUUGCUGGGGCUCCUGUAAGGCUGCGAUCAAACAUCCUCCUGUAUGGCCCAACAGGCUGUGGCAAAACCCAUGUUGUGAGGGCUGCAGCUGCUGCAUAUUCUUUACAUUUCAUUCGAAUCAAGGGGCCAGAGUUGAUGAAUAUGUACAUUGGUUCUACUGAGCAAUAUGUUCGUGAUACGUUUGCAAAGGCAGCUGCGGCAGCACCUUGUUUACUUUUCUUUGACGAAUUUGAGUCUCUUGUACCACAGCGAGGAAAACAUGGUACGCAAGUUACUGACCGCGUUGUCAACCAGUUUUUGACUGAAUUAGAUGGUGUAGAAGCUCUGACAGGAGUCUUUGUAUUUGCUGCCACCAACAAGCCACGCGAAAUUGAUGCUGCGCUAUUACGACCUGGAAGGUUUGAUCGUCUUGUCUUCUGUGACUUUCCACAGUGGGAUGAGCGUCUGGGAAUCCUCAGGGUGCUCUCCAAGGAGGUUAAUUUUCUUUUUGAAUGUUAUUUCAUUUAUCACUAUAUAUAGGUAUGACAUGGUGUGUUCAACAUGAUGAGGAUAUUUCUUGUCUCGCCAAUUUACCAUAGUUUUCUAGUGAGGAAUAAUAGAACAAUUUAUCGUAGACAGCAUAUUAAGUUGUACAACUAACCCGGCCAUCUGGAUUGGUUUAGGGAGCACUUUGUGUUGACAAUAUUUUUCUGUGUAGACAACAGAGAGUUAGGAGUCUCCCGUGGCUGUGAGAUCCAUACGAUCUUCAGAUGGAGUGAUUGGUAGAUAUAAUCCAUAUCUAGAACAAUGCAACUAUUUCUUUCUGAACUGACAAAUGUGACAUACAGUAUAUAUCCUCCUAUUGACAUACUUUGAAAUACAUUAUUAGCUCGUUUGGCACA
Brachypodium distachyon (stiff brome) is the source of this 3462-nucleotide messenger RNA. Its product is annotated as peroxisome biogenesis protein 1. Gene Ontology annotation, biological process: protein import into peroxisome matrix. The record is from RefSeq and is a predicted model, not a curated record. The transcript has 15 exons. NCBI's taxonomy places the organism in Eukaryota, Viridiplantae, Streptophyta, Magnoliopsida, Poales, Poaceae. The coding region runs from base 143 to 3100 and encodes 985 amino acids. Gene Ontology annotation, molecular function: ATP binding; ATP hydrolysis activity. Gene Ontology annotation, cellular component: cytosol; peroxisome; peroxisomal membrane.